Molecule: messenger RNA, 1098 nt
Organism: Plasmodium adleri (nom. inval.)
Lineage: Eukaryota; Apicomplexa; Aconoidasida; Haemosporida; Plasmodiidae
Product: methyltransferase, putative
Exons: 1
Coding region: 1-1098 (365 amino acids)
Source: RefSeq, a predicted model, not a curated record
AUGAGAGCUUUUUUCGAUUCUGACAUUGUCAUAAAUUUUACCCUUUCAGAAGAAGCAAUUGAAAAAGAAAAAAGUAUUAUAGAAAAUAAUAAAAGACUAGUACGAGAUUGUCAAAGAGAAAAAUUAUUAUGUGAUGUGAAAAAAAACUGGGAUAAAUUUUAUAACCAGUAUAAAACAAAUUUUUUUAAAGAUAGGAAAUGGUUAAAAGUAGAAUUUGAUCAUAUAUUUAAAGAAGGUUUAAAAACUUAUGAUGAGAAUGUUGAAGAAAGUGAAAUAAAAAAAAAUGAUCAAACCAAACUUGUAUUAGAAAUUGGAUGUGGUGUUGGCAAUUCAUUAAUUCCACUAUUAAUGGAAUAUGCACAUUGUAAUUUUAUAGGAAUAGAUUUUUCAAAACAUGCGAUUAAUUUUUUGAAUGAUAAAUGGCAAAAAAUUGUAAGUAUGAAUAAUAAGUUAAAAGUUGAAAAUAUGAAGGAUGAGUAUGAAAAGGAAAUAAAGAAUAAAAAUAUAUUAUCAGAAAAUAAUAUAAACGAUAGCUACAAAAAUGAUGAUAAUAAUAAUAAUAAUGAUAAUAAUAAUAAUAGUGAUUGUUUUAUAUUGGAGGAACAAAAUUGUUCAGAUAUUUUUGAAUUGAAAAGUUAUAAAAAAUUAGGAAAUUUGAUAAAAACAUGUGUAGUAGAUAUUACUUCAUCAGAUGAUGAGAAUUCUAAUUUUAUUUGUGAAUAUGAUUCUGUUGAUAUUAUUUUAUUAAUCUAUGUAUUGUCUGCUGUGCAACCUGAUAAAAUGAUAAAUGUAAUAAAUAAUUCUUAUAAAUAUUUAAAAAAAGGUGGUUAUGUUUUAUUAAGAGAUUAUGGUUUAUAUGAUUUAACACAAGUACGUUUUGCCAUUAAGAAAGAAAAAAAUAUAUCUGAAAAUUUUUAUGUAAGAGGUGAUAAAACAUUUGUGUAUUUUUUUAAAACAGAAGAAUUACAUGAUUUAUUUUGUAAUAAUGGAAAAUUUGAAGAAAUACAAAAUAAAUAUAUAACCAGAAUUGUUAAAAAUAGAAAGAGAAAUUUAGAGAUGAAAAGAAUAUGGGUUCAAUCCAUAUUUAGGAAGAUAUAA